GUUCUUUUAUUUAAACAACUUUGAACUCCCCAUAUUUCAAAAUUACAUAUUCAUUGUUUACUCAUCAACUCCCUCCAAAUAUCUAUUAUUCGUUAUAGUUAUCAAUUGAACAUAUGGCAGAAGCUUUCCUUCAAAUUCUGAUAGACAAUCUGAGUUCUUUCAUCCAAGGGGAACUUGGAUUGUUUUUUGGUUUUAAGGAGGAGUUUGAAAAGCUUUCAAGCAGGUUUUCUACAAUUCAAGCGGUGCUAAAAGAUGCCCAGGAGAAGCAACUAAAGGACAAGCCUAGUUUUGUUUUAACUGAACCACAAGUUUAUGGAAGGGACAAAGAAAAGGAUGACAUAGUGAAAAUCCUGGUAAAUAAUGUUAGUGAUUCCCAAGAACUUUCAGUCCUCCCUAUAAUCGGUAUGGGGGGACUAGGAAAAACAACACUUGCCCAAAUGGUCUAUAAUGAUCCGAGAGUGACUGAUCAUUCCUAGCCCAAAAUAUGGGUUUGUGUCUCAGAUGAUUUUGAUGUGAAGAGAUUGAUAAAGGCAAUUGUAAAAUCAAUUGAUGAAAAAAGUUCUCAUGAUGUCAACGACUUAGCUCCCCUUCAAAAAAAACUUCAGGAGUUGUUGAAUGGAAAAAGAUACUUUCUUGUUCUGGAUGAUGUUUGGAAUGAAGAUCAAGAGAAGUGGGCUAAUGUAAGAGCAGUAUUGAAGGUUGGAGCAAGUGGUGCUUCCAUUCUAGUCACUACUCGUCUUGAAAAGGUUGGAUCAAUUAUGGGAACUUUGCCACCAUAUCAGUUAACCAAUUUGUCUCAAGAAGAUUGUUGGAUGUUGUUCACGCAACGUGCAUUUGGGCACCAAGAAGAAAUAAAUCCUAAGCUUGUGGCUAUUGGAAAGGAGAUUGUGAAGAAAUGUGGGGGUGUGCCUUUAGCAGCGAAGACUCUUGGAGGUCUUUUACGCUUCAAGAGAGAAGAACAUGAAUGGGAACAUAUUAGAGAUAAUGAGAUAUGGAAUUUACCACAAGAUGAAAAUUCUAUUUUGCCUGUCCUGAGACUGAGUUACCAUCACCUUCCACUUGAUUUGAGACAAUGCUUUGCGUAUUAUGCAGUAUUCCCCAAGGACACCAAAAUGGAAAAGGAAAAGCUAAGCUCUCUCUGGAUAGCACACGACUUUCUUUUAUCGAGAGGAAACUUGGAGCUAUAGGAUGUGGGUAAUGAAGUAUGGAAAGAAUUAUACUUGAGGUCUUUCUUUCAAGAGGUCGAAGAAGAUAAAUCUGCUAGUAAAACUUAUUUCAAGAUGCAUGAUCUUGUCCAUGAUUUGGCUACAUCUCUGUUUUCAGCAAGCACAUCAAGCAGCAAUAUCCGUGAAAUGAAUGUAGAAGAAGAUUAUGAAAAUAUGAUGUCCAUUGGUUUUGCUAAAGUGGUGUUAUCUUACUCUCCUUUGCUCUUGACAAAGUUUGUCUCGUUAAGGGUGCUUAAUCUUAGUGACUCAAAUAUUAAGCAGUUAUCGUCUUCCAUUAGAGAUCUAGGACAUUUAAGAUACCUGGACCUGUCUGAUAAUAUGGAUAUUAUUAGUCUUCCAAAAAGGUUAUGCAAGCUUCAAAAUCUGCCAACUCUUAAUCUAUCAGAUUGCAAAUCAUUUUCUUGUUUGCCAAAACAAACAAGUAAACUUUGUAGUCUCCGAAAUCUUUUACUUGAUGACUGUCCCUUGACUUCUAUGCCACCAAAGAUGGGAUCUUUGACCUGCCUUAAAACUCUAGGUUUCUUUAUUGUGGGCGAGAGGAAAGGUUAUCAACUUGGUGAACUCCGAAACUUAAACCUCCAUGGCUCAAUUUCAAUCACACACCUUGAGAGAGUUAAGAACUACAAAGAGGCAGAAGAAGCCAAUUUAUCUGCAAAAGCAAAUCUGCACUCUUUAAGCAUGGAUUGGGAUAGAUGGGGACCACAUAGAUAUGAAUCAGAAGAAGUUAAACUGCUUGAAGCUCUAAAACCACACCAUCUGAAAUCAUUAAGAAUCACUAGCUUUAGAGGAUCCCGUUUCCCAGAUUGGAUAAAGCACUCAGUUCUGGAAAAGGUCGUCACUAUUGAAAUUAGAGACUGCAAAAACUGCUCGCGCUUACCACCUUGCGGGGAGCUGCAUUGUCUAGAAAGUCUAGAGUUACACGAGGGGUAUGAGGAGGUGGAUUAUGUUGAAGAGGAUGAUGUUCAUUCCGGAUUCCCCACAAGAAGAAGGUUUCCAUCCCUGAGAAAACUUGAUAUAAGGUUCUUUGAUGAUCUAAAAGGAUUGCUGAAAAAGGAAGGAGGAGAGCAAUUCCCCAUGCUUGAAGAGAUGACGAUUUGGGAGUGCCCUAUGUUUGUUUUUCUAGCCCUUUCUUCUGUCAAGAAACUGGAAAUUUGGGGGGAGUUAGAUGCAACAGGUUUGAGCUCCAUAUCUAAUCUUGCAAAUCUCAAAUCCUUGAUUAUCGUUGGCAUCAAUGAUCUCAAAGAGCUGCCUACCAGCCUAGUUAGUCUCAAUGCUUUGAAGUGUCUGGUUAUUGAUUAUUGUAACGCACUAGAGAGUCUCCCCGAGGAAGGGCUGAAAGGUUUAACUUCACUCACGGAGUUAUCUGUUUACAACUGUGAGAUGCUAAAAUCUUUACCCGAGGGAUUGAAGCACCUAACUGCCCUCACAAGUUUAAUAGUUAGAGAUUGUCCAGAACUGAAAAGGCGUUGUGAGAGGGGAAUAGGAGAAGACUGGCACAAAAUUGCUCACAUUCCUAAUGUGUAUAUUUGAUGAGUCUUUUUUGUAAUUGUUUCUAGGGUUCUUUGUUUGUGAAUCUCCCACAUUGGUCCCUGCCAUUGGAUGCAAUUUUAUGAUUUUCUUUUAGAAACAAAUGAACGAUUUCUAAAGAUCUAUUUGUAUUAUACUUGUUAAUGUAAAAUUCAUUCACUCAA
Molecule: messenger RNA, 2917 nt
Organism: Lycium ferocissimum
Lineage: Eukaryota; Viridiplantae; Streptophyta; Magnoliopsida; Solanales; Solanaceae
Product: putative disease resistance protein RGA3
Biological process (GO): defense response to other organism
Molecular function (GO): ADP binding
Source: RefSeq, a predicted model, not a curated record